Molecule: messenger RNA, 1944 nt
Organism: Esox lucius (northern pike)
Lineage: Eukaryota; Metazoa; Chordata; Actinopteri; Esociformes; Esocidae
Product: RNA-binding protein Musashi homolog 2
Exons: 15
Coding region: 123-1349 (408 amino acids)
Cellular component (GO): cytoplasm
Molecular function (GO): RNA binding
Source: RefSeq, a predicted model, not a curated record
UGAUCCCACGUGUGACGAUUCCAUUCCCGGCUCAGUAAUAUUCUCAUAGCAGGGCUUUGCAUAGCUUUUGCCGUGUCUGUGUUUGUGUGUUACUGUAGUUACUGCCUAUAGUUUGGUUAGCUAUGGAAGGAGACGGGAGUCAAGCCACAUCUGGAAGCCCAAAUGAUUCACAACAUGACCCGGGUAAAAUGUUUAUCGGUGGCCUCAGCUGGCAAACCUCACCAGACAGCCUUAGAGACUAUUUUAGCAAAUUCGGAGAAAUAAGAGAAUGUAUGGUGAUGAGAGACCCCACAACAAAACGUUCCAGAGGAUUUGGGUUUGUUACAUUUGCAGAUGCUGCCAGUGUAGAUAAAGUCUUAGCUCAACCACACCAUGAAUUAGACUCAAAGACGAUUGAUCCAAAGGUUGCCUUUCCUCGACGUGCUCAACCUAAGAUGGUCACAAGAACAAAGAAAAUAUUCGUGGGAGGAUUGUCAGCCAACACAGUAGUCGAAGACGUGAAGCAGUAUUUUGAACAGUUUGGGAAGGUAGAAGAUGCAAUGCUUAUGUUUGAUAAGACUACUAACAGACAUAGAGGAUUUGGCUUUGUAACUUUCGAGAGUGAAGACGUCGUAGAGAAAGUCUGUGAAAUUCAUUUUCAUGAAAUCAAUAAUAAAAUGGUAGAAUGUAAGAAAGCCCAGCCCAAGGAGGUGAUGUUCCCACCAGGCACGCGAGGCAGGGCCAGGGGCCUACCCUACACCAUGGACGCCUUCAUGCUGGGGAUGGGCAUGCUGAGUUACCCUAACAUUGUGGCGACAUACGGCCGGGGAUACACUGGAUUCGCCCCAAGCUACAGCUACCAGUUCCCUGGAUUCCCGGCGACGGCGUAUGGUCCGGUGGCGGCGGCAGCGGUGGCGGCAGCGCGUGGCUCAGGUAGGGAGGCCCGUGGAAGAGGCGGCUACAUGGCGUACCCACAGAACGCAGGGCCAGGCUUUCCCGAUUAUGGGUUUUACUCUGCACCCAGUGACCAGAGGGGGGCGCCCUGCUCCUUUGCUGACUAUGGCACCCUGGGGCCCCAGGCGGCUCAGAUGCUGCACAGUGAGCAUCAUGCCACCUCCGCCUGCAACUCCCCCCUCCAGCACCUGCACAGCCCGGAUCAGUUUAAGAGCCCAGGGGGAAACCCGCCCCGGCCCGGAGGUUUCCAUGGUGCCAACAGCCCUGGGCCUGUGGCUGACCUGUACGGCCCUGGCGGACAGGAGUCCAAUGUGGGCAACUACAUCAGUGCUGCUAGUCCCCAGCCUGGCUCCGGCUUUGGCCACAGCAUCGCAGGCCCGUUGAUUGCGACAGCUUUUACAAAUGGAUACCAUUGAACAGGUGGUCGGUUGCCAUCUCAUUGGAGCAGAGUCUAUCUGGUGGUUCAGGGAAGACAGGCCGAAGCUUCUAAUUGGCUCUGUGUACAGGUGAUGUCAUCCAACUUCAAGCACUACAGCAUCACCCAGGAGAAAUGAGGAGGUGGAACCACAUGAGGAACAAAAAAAAGUUAAAAUCAUCUCAGAAAAAAAGAACUGCUGUACCAUAAUCCAAACCUGUAACCUGACAACCUGGUUUGUUAUGAUGUUUCAUAUUGAUUUCGUUCACUUUUUUCUUUGCUUUUAUUACUGAUUAGUUAUAGCGAGGCGUUUUAUUCUGGUCCUAAUUAUGUGUAUUUUUUUGAUUUUCUCUUCUAGUGUAUUCAUGUAGGUUUAUUUGUCUUGUCUCUUCAUAGUGAACAAUGUUCACAACUCAUGUCUAAACCUUUGGUACCAAUCGUUGAAACAAAAAACAAACAAAAAAAUCUGUGCUUCAGGUGUCUUUUUGCACACAAAAUAAAUCCAAAGUGGACAGGCUUGGAAAAAGACAACAUCCAUUUCAUUUCAAACAAUUCGAGAGGGUAACUAACUAAUAAAUCUUAGUAGCUGUUUUGAA